UUCAUAAAUCUGAGGAAAUGGCUUCCGAAGUGGUGUGCGGAUUGAUCUUCAGAUUACUUCUUCCAGUUUGCCUUGCUGCAGCAUGCCUGUUCCGGUACAACCUUCUCUCCUUUGUCUACCUCGUCUACCUCCUUCUCAUCCCGCUGUUUGCAGAGCCAACAAAGACAACAAUGCAAGGCCACACGGGGCGCUUGCUUAAAUCCCUGUGCUUCACCAGUAUGACAUUCCUGCUGCUGCAUAUCAUCUACCAAAUCACCAUCAACAGCCUGUUAGCAGGAGACAACAUAGAGCCCAACUUCAACUGUUCAUCGUGGGAGAAAUCAUUAAGACAGCUGGGUUUUGAAAGUGUCCGAGGCGCUGAUGCAGGGAACGGAAUCCGUGUGUUUAUUCCGGACAUUGGCAUGUUCGUGGCAGGUCUCGUCACGUGGCUGCUGUGUCGGAGUCUGGAAAAGCCACCGGUGAAGGACACAUCACAACACAACACCGACUUUGAGACAGACAACCAGGAACAGGAGGAUGAAGAAGAAGAAGAGAAGAAAGAUGAGAAGCUGGAGCUGGAAGAUGAUCUGAUCUUUGAGGAGGAUUUUGAGGCAGGAGGUGAUGAAUGUGAUCUGCCUGAAGAAGAGGAGGAGGAAGAGGAGGGGGAAGAGCUGGGGGAACCUGAGGAAAGUACAAAGAUGAAGAUCCUACGACAGAUAGCAGACGUGGCGUCCAAACUGAAAGAAAUCAUUGGAAAUCUUAUUACCAGCGCAGGACAAGUAGUCGUAACUAUAUUACUGGGCCUGACAGGUAUCAUGCUGCCCUCCCUCACUUCCACUGUGUAUUUCUUCGCCUUCCUUGGCCUGUGUACCUGGUGGUCAUUCUGUCGUACGUUUGACCCCCUGGUCUUCAGCUGCCUCUGUGUUCUGAUGGCUAUCUUCAGUGCUGGCCACCUCGUCAUUCUCUACCUCUACCAGUUCCAGUUCUUCCAGGACACCGUGCCGCCAGGAGACCACUAUGCAAGCCUGUUUGGUAUCUCACCUGUCGUCCAGAGCGACUGCUCUCACACCUGGAUGUUCAAGGUCAACCCCCAACUGGAAUGGCACCACUACGUCAAUCCCAUCAUGCUCCUGGUGCUCUACUACACCCUGGCUACACUCAUCCGCCUUUGGCUGCAGGAUACGGAGGACAUGGAGCCCAAAAAAGAAGAUGAUACUCCAGUGGAGGGUGAAGUGGUGUGCAGUGACAACGCUAACACGGCAGAGAAGAAGAGGACCCUGUGGAGGAUGGCUCGUUAUCGCACAGAUGACAGAAACGUUUUGAUUGUGACCUCUAACGGGGGUCCUCUGGACUUUCGGUCCAGUGUUCCUCAUGAGAAUGGACCUGCUGCUGUAGAGCUUUACUCUACCCCACAGUACAAAGCCACCCAGUCUGACUCUGACCAAGAGAGAACGGACGCAAGUGUGUACGAGAUUGACCCAUCGCACGGUGAGUUCCUGGAAGUUUCCGUCGAUGUGUCGGAGAGGAGCGUUCGCGUCAACGCCGCAGUCAAGGCUUUCAGAUUCAUCAUGAAGCAGAGUUACAUCUGUGCUCUCAUUGCCAUGAUGGCCUGGAGUAUCACAUAUGUGAGCUGGCUCACCUUCGUCUUCCUCAUCUGGUCCUGUACUCUCUGGAUGGUCAGGGACCGGCGCAAGUACGCCAUGCUGACCUCUCCCUUCAUGGUGUUUUACGGGAACCUGCUCAUCGUCCUUCAGUACAUCUGGAGCUUUGAGGUGGUGCAGCCCGUCCCCGGGCUCUUUCUAAAGAAGGAGGUGCCCUUCCGAGAACUGGGCUCCAAGAUCCUGUGCCUGUUGAGUUUCUGGUUGCUGCUGAGACAGGCUCUGACUGAGAGAGGAGAGAGACAGAGAGAGGAGUCCCCUCUUUCUGGUGUUAGAGUGGACCACAGUAAGAAGGUUACAGAUAUGGAGGCUGACGGCGGGGCACACAGGGAGAUGAUGGAUGUGUUGGGGAGCUCAGUGAUGGCCAUGCUGAAUAAGUACUGGAUCUACAUCUGCGGGGGAAUGUUCUUCUUUGUCAGUUUUGAGGGACGCAUCGUUAUGUAUAAAAUCAUCUAUAUGAUGAUGUUCCUGUUCUGUGUCGCCCUCUAUCAGGUGCACUAUGAGAAGUGGAGGGCAAUGCUGAAGUAUUUCUGGAUGUCAGUGGUGGUCUACACCAUGCUGGUCCUCAUUCUGAUCUACACGUUCCAAUUUGAGUCCUCCAUACAUGUGUGGUCCAACAUGACGGGCAUGACCAAGGAAAAACUGGAGGACAUUGGUCUGGAGAAGUUUUCCGUACCGGCUCUGUUCACACGGAUCUUCAUUCCCACAUCCUUCCUGCUGGUGUGUAUCCUACACCUGCACUAUUUCCACCAGCGUUUCCUCCAGCUGACUGACAUCAAGUCUGUUGCAGACAAACAGAAAAGCACCAUCUCCAGGCUGGUGCACCUGGAUGGCAGCCUGGCUGAUAUCUCCAUGAUCAAACCAACUCUCAACUCAACCACGAAAGAAGAGGAAGAGAUGGGAGAAAAGGUGGAUUUGGAUGAUGAAGAAGAGGAUGGAGACAUAAAAAGAAGUCCAGGGGAUGAAGAUCCAGAGGUGCUCUAUACGACGGAGAAUUAUGUGUAUAACCCAGUGGGUCCAGAAGGUCCGGCUGACCAGGGUUCAGAUCUGAAGAAUAAGUGGCACUUGGUGGUGGACCGACUCACAGUACUCUUCCUCAAAUUUCUGGAGUACAUGCAGCGACUACAGCUCUUCAUCUGGUGGCUUCUGGAGCUGCACAUCAUCAAGAUUGUUUCUUCCUACAUCAUCUGGGUGUCAGUCAAAGAGGUGUCUCUGUUUAACUACGUGUUCCUGGUGAGCUGGGCCUUUGCUCUGCCUUUCAGUCAGUUCCGUCCUCUGGCCUCCAGUGUGUGCACUGUGUGGACGUGUGUCAUCAUUGUCUGUAAAAUGCUUUACCAGCUCACCUCCAUUCAGCCUGCCACCUACUCCAAAAUAUGCACAAUGCCGCUUAACUACACAGAGGCUCAGCGGUUGGAGAUGAAUAGGUCUCUGCUCUACAGCAGUCCAGUGGACCCUGCCAACUGGGUUGGCCUCAAGAAGUUCUCUCCACUGCUGGAGAACCUUAGGAAUAACUUGCUGAUGCUGGCUUUGCUGGCAUUCGAAGUGACUGUCUACCGUCACCAGGACUUCUACCGGAUGAAAAACAACCUCACAGCUCCCGUAACCAGAACCAUCUUCCACAACAUCACCAGGCAGCACCUUGACGAAGGCAUCAUCAACUGUGCCAAAUAUUUUAUAAACUACUUCUUCUACAAGUUUGGGCUGGAGACUUGCUUUUUGUUGGCGGUGAAUGUGAUUGGUCAGCGGAUGGACUUUUAUGCCAUGCUGCAUGCUUUUGGGUUAAUAGCAGUCAUGUACCAGCGUAGAAGGAAAGCCAUCGCCCAGGUCUGGCCCAAGUACUGCUUCUUCCUCGCCUGCAUGCUCAGCUUCCAGUACCUGGUGUGCAUUGGCAUACCCCCAGCAUUCUGCACAGACUAUCCGUGGAGACUGCCUUCCUCCGCCAUGGACUCCAAUGUUAUCAAAUGGCUUUAUUUCCCUGACUUCCAUACUCGACCCAACUCUCUCUUUCUCCUCUAUGACUUCAUGCUGUUGCUGUGUGCCUCACUGCAAAGGCACGUGUUUGAGGAGGAGAACAAGGCGGCCGUGCGUCUCUUGGCUGGGGACAACGUGGAGAUUUGCCGAGACCUGGACGCUGCAACCUUCAGCCAACACAACCCAGUCCCUGACUUCAUCCACUGCAGGUCCUAUCUAGACAUGCUGAAGGUGAUCAUGUUCAGCUACCUCUUCUGGUUUGUCCUCACCAUCAUCUUCAUCACUGGCACCACACGCAUCAGCAUCUUCUGCAUGGGCUACCUGGUGGCCUGUUUCUACUUCCUGCUGUUUGGUGGUGACCUACUGCUUAAGCCAAUCAAAAGCAUCCUGCACUACUGGGACUUCCUCAUUGCCUACAAUGUGUUUGUCAUCACCAUGAAAAACAUUCUCUCGAUAGCUGCCUGUGGAUAUAUUAAAGCCCUGGUUGCCAAUCACUGUUGGUUGAUCCAGUUGUUCAGUCUGGCAUGCACUAUUAAGGGUUAUACCCGACCGGAGCAGCAAGCCAAUAAACAGUGUGAGCUGCCCAGUGACGAGGCCGGCAUUAUCUGGGACAGCAUCUGUUUCGCCUCUCUGCUUCUGCAGCGCCGGGUCUUCAUGAGUUACUACUUCCUGCAUGUGGUCGCAGACAUCAGGGCCUCUCAGGUUCUUGCUUCAAGGGGAGCUGAGCUGUUCCAAGCCACCAUAGUUAAGGCAGUUAAAGCCAGGAUUGAGGAGGAGAAGAAGUCUAUGGACCUGCUGAAGAGACAGAUGGACCGUAUAAAGAGUCGACAGCAGAAGUUUAAACGAGGGAAGGAGAGGUUGCUGAGCUUGGUCCAGGAGAGUGGAGAAGGUCAUUCUGUAGCCAAAGAGGAGGAUGAGAAAGAUGGAGGAGAAUCUAGCAAAGAGAAGAAGAAGGGCAGAAGGAAAGACUGGUGGCGACCAUGGGUGGAUCAUGCCUCUAUGGUCAGAAGUGGGAAUUACUACUUGUUUGAGACAGACAGUGAGGAGGAGGAGGAAGAGGAUGACAAAAAGGAGGAAGAACCCCCCAAAAAGUCUGCUUUUCAGUUUGUGUACCACGCCUGGAUCACCGACUCCAAAACAGCCAUGAAAGAACGUAGCAAGGAGAAACACCGAUUCUGGAAGAGGUACACGGAGGGACGCAAGGCCAGGAAGGAGCCCCAGGAAGUCCAUGUUGCCAUUGAAGUGGGAGAUCAGGAAGAGGAUUUGGUAGAGGAAGACAGAACAGAUGGACCAGAUAACAUCCUAAAGCGAGUUUUUAACAUUGUGAAGUUCUCCUGGGUGCUGUUCUUGGCUCUGUUGGAUAGUUUCACCGCCUGGUUGAACUCCAUCUGCCAGGAGCACAUUGACAUCUCCACUGUCUUGCGUAUUGAACGCUGCAUGCUUACCCAUGAGGUCAAAAAGGGCAACAUCCCGUCUCGAGAGAGUAUCCAUCUGUACUAUCAGAAGCAGAUGUGUAGGCCUGUGUCCACUGAGUCUGGCCUGGACAGAACAGAUCAACUCUUCACGUCCAGCGCUCUGCACACUGACCUGCAGCAGCCUGGGUCUGGAAUGGUCAGCCAGGACUCGGUCCUCUCCAGAGGUAGCCUCUCCAGUGCCUUCACUGAGGCCACCCUGCCAUACAGUCAGUCCACACUGGACCGUACAGAGGAGCCCACUGACCGUGUUCCCAUGACCAGUGAACGCGCUCGACCCAAACUCUGUAAAAUGGCUGGUCUUGACCUCCCCUCGUCAGCUGAGAGUGCAGGCAGCUCUGCUUCCAGCGGACACACAGAAUGCACGGCACAGUACUCCCGUCAGGGCACCAGUGACACUAUAGAAGAAGUAGAAAAGGACCGUGAGCAUAGGGAACACAUAGAUUACACACCAACCCCCACCGAUGACCCCCACUACCCUUACCUGAACGAGGCCGCGUGUGGGGGUAAAACCUGGGACAGCGAGCAUCAGGAGGGAUGGGCAUUACCGUCAGACACAGACAUCCCGCCCUCCUACAGCAAGGCCACAGGACUGGACUCAGUCUGCACAUCAGACUGCCGCUCCACCCAGAGGAGACUGAGGAUACUGACGCCUGAUGACAGGCUGGAUUACCCUGACGACAGCACCCCCCUGCCCCCCUCCCUCACUCACGAGCUGACAGCCAGUGAGCUGCUACGCAACAGGAUGUUCUGCGACGAGGAGCUGGAGGAGUCGGAAAGGUUCUAUAACUGUCAGCCUCAGCUCCUCCAGCUGUGCUAUGCCUUGUACAACAUGCUUGUGGCCCAUUCCGAGAUGGUAUGUUAUCUGGUCAUCAUCCUGAACCACAUGAUCUCUGCCUCGGUGGCCACACUGGUCCUUCCCAUCCUCAUCUUCCUCUGGGCCAUGCUGUCUGUUCCACGACCCAGUAAACGCUUCUGGAUGACUGCUAUUGUCUACACUGAGGUUACGAUAGUGAUAAAGUAUUUCUUCCAGUUUGGCUUCUUCCCAUUUAAUCAGAACUUGGAGUUGGACAGGACCAAGCCCUUUCAUCCACCGAACAUCAUCGGGGUGGAGAAGAAAGAGGGUUACGUUCACUAUGACCUGGUCCAGCUUCUCGCCCUCUUCUUUCACCGCUCCAUUCUCAAGUGUCAUGGUCUUUGGGACGAGGACCAGCCGCGACCUGAAGGGAAAGACCCCACAUCUGCACGUCACCACAGAGAUGUGGACGGUGAAGAGAGAGAUCAUGCCCAUCCAGAGAAGAGCCCAAUCAUGCGGGACACCUCCGUGGACUCUGCACAUGUGCGCCUUGCGAGAAAGCACUCAAACACACACUCACACUCCACCAUGCGUCGCCACAGCUCCAGCGCUGCAUCUCACAUUUCUCACCGCUCUGUCCACUCCAGAGGAGGCAGCACAGGCACCAGGUCUAGUGUGCGACGCAGUGGCAGUGUGUUGAGUGUCCAGCAGAAGAGUCGUAAACAGCUCAUCCUGGAGAAGCUGAGGGAGCAGCUGAUCAAAGCCAAGACCUUCACUGUCAGAAAGACCCUGGAUAUCUACAUUCCAAUCCGUCAGUUCUUCUAUAACCUGAUUCAUCCGGAGUACAGCGCUGUCACUGACGUCUACGUGCUGAUGUUUCUGGCUGACACCGUGGACUUUAUCAUCAUCGUCUUUGGUUUCUGGGCUUUUGGGAAACACUCCGCUGCUGCUGACAUCACCUCCUCACUGUCAGAAGACCAGGUUCCAGAAGCCUUCCUGGUGAUGGUGUUGAUCCAAUUUGGCACCAUGGUAGUGGACCGGGCUUUGUACCUGAGGAAGACUGUCAUGGGGAAGGUCAUUUUCCAGGUCAUCCUGGUGUUUGGCAUCCACUUCUGGAUGUUUUUCAUUCUGCCAGGAGUUACCGAGAGACGUUUCAGCCAGAACACAGUGGCUCAGCUCUGGUACUUUGUGAAGUGCAUUUAUUUCGGCCUAUCAGCCUAUCAGAUCCGCUGUGGCUACCCAACCCGCGUACUGGGCAACUUCCUCACCAAGAGCUACAAUUACGUCAACCUCUUCCUCUUCCAGGGGUUUCGGAUGGUUCCUUUCCUGACGGAACUGCGGGCAGUGAUGGACUGGGUGUGGACAGACACCACUUUGAGUCUGUCCAGCUGGAUCUGUGUGGAGGAUAUCUAUGCCCAUAUCUUUGUGCUCAAGUGCUGGAGAGAAUCUGAGAAAAGGUAUCCCCAGCCUCGAGGGCAGAAGAAGAAGAAGGUGGUGAAGUAUGGAAUGGGCGGGAUGAUCGUCAUGCUGCUCAUCUGUAUCGUCUGGUUUCCUCUGCUCUUCAUGUCUCUGGUCAAAUCUGUGGCUGGCCUGGUCAACAAACCCCUCGAUGUCUCUGUCACCAUCACUUUGGGAGGCUUUCAGCCAAUCUUUACCAUGAGUGCCCAGCAGAAUCAACUGAAGGACAUCUCUGAAGCAGAAUUCACAGAGUUCAUGAAGCCAUACCACUACAUUCCUGGUGCGAUGCAGUUUCUGGAGGCAUACACAGCAGAAGACGUGACUGUGGCUGAGCUGGAAGGCAGCUCCAACUCCCUGUGGACCAUUAGCCCUCCCAGCAGGAAGAACCUAAUGGAUGUCCUCAGCAAAGAGGACCAGUUUCCAGUCACAAUGUCCUGGAGCAUUCAAAGGAAUCUGAGUCUAGGGGCCAAGGCUGAAGUUGCGAUGGAUAAGCAUGUGACUUAUCUGGAUAUGAACACGAGACAACAGCUUAUUGACUUGCUCAAUGGAACAAGGAACAAGGCUGUGGUGAUAGAGAAAGUCUUUCCCUGCUUCAUUCGAGCACCAAGUGACUCAAAUGCCAAGCCUAUAGAUCAGCUUUACGGAGAGGAUGGCUAUAAGGACAUCUUGUUGGAUCUGGAGAGGUGGCAGAACACCAGUGGGGAGUUUCAGGAGUGGUGGAUUGUGGAUCAGCCCUCCGAUGGAAAGAGCAGUGCAGUGAAGGAGAAGAAACCAGGGGCUGGACUACAGCUCUAUGUUUUCAGUGAUAAAGUCAGCCCUCCCAGUCUGGGUUUCCUUGCAGGAUAUGGUAUAAUGGGGCUGUAUGCCUCUGUGGUGCUGGUCAUUGGCAAAUUUGUGCGUGAGUUCUUCAGCGGCAUCUCCCACUCCAUCAUGUUUGAGGAGCUACCCUGCGUGGACCGUAUCCUCAAGCUGUGCACGGACAUUUUCCUGGUUAGAGAGACUGGGGAACUGGAGCUGGAGGAGGACUUGUACGCUAAACUCAUCUUCCUCUAUCGUUCACCCGAGACCAUGAUCAAGUGGACCAGGGAAAAAACCAAAUGAUCCAUUUCUUGUCUGUGGGAGGACGACAGAAGAACGCACAAAGGGAGGCUGACUCACCGAUGAAAGCAGAGUCGCUUGAGCCAUCUGUGCUCUUCCGUGACAGAGAAAGGUCCCCAUACCGACCUGCCUUCUACAAAGUCAGAUGAGGUGGCCAUUUUAGACCCCUGCAUGAACUGGACUCUGAGGACCCGCAUCUAAUCAAUGGCCACAUUGAGAAGCUGUCAGGCAGAACGUGGAGGAUUUCUAUAACAUCUGACCAUGCUCAAAAUACCAACCUCCUGCUCUGAAGCCUCUCCAAGGGGAAUAUGUGAACCAAGGGUUGUGCAAUAUAUACCGUCCAAGUAGCUGGCUGUAAACUUGAACAGAGGAGGGGACAGCAACUGAGACACUAGCCACUUUUGUUUUGUUUUGUUUUUUUUGUUGGUUUUUCUUUUGUUUUAAAGGAAGCAUUUUGUUUUAAAGGAAGUGAUCCUUUACCCUUGAAGUGCUUUGGUCUUUCAGAAAGACCAAUGUGACAGUAGAAAAGAAAAAAAAUAUACUAAGAUGUCUUUGCCUAUGUUCUUGAUUGUGGAGAGAGCUGUAACAUUCUUCUCAGGAAAAAAAGGGA
This is a messenger RNA of Chanos chanos (milkfish), 9042 nucleotides long. RefSeq names its product piezo-type mechanosensitive ion channel component 2a (gene piezo2a). The transcript is spliced from 52 exons. Gene Ontology annotation, molecular function: mechanosensitive monoatomic ion channel activity. Bases 18 to 8435 code for a protein of 2805 amino acids. The record is from RefSeq and is a predicted model, not a curated record. Gene Ontology annotation, cellular component: membrane. NCBI's taxonomy places the organism in Eukaryota, Metazoa, Chordata, Actinopteri, Gonorynchiformes, Chanidae.